Scophthalmus maximus (turbot) is the source of this 1103-nucleotide messenger RNA. RefSeq names its product TNF superfamily member 11 (gene tnfsf11). Gene Ontology annotation, molecular function: tumor necrosis factor receptor binding. NCBI's taxonomy places the organism in Eukaryota, Metazoa, Chordata, Actinopteri, Pleuronectiformes, Scophthalmidae. Gene Ontology annotation, cellular component: membrane. Gene Ontology annotation, biological process: immune response. The record is from RefSeq and is a predicted model, not a curated record. Bases 254 to 1075 code for a protein of 273 amino acids. The transcript has 4 exons.
GUCGUGCGCUCAGGUCGGUCCGGUCUCCAGCAGCAGCCUCUCGCUUCAGUCUCAGUCUCUCUGAGAACCGGUGGAUCGCUCUGAUUGGCUGCGGAGGGAGCGACCGCGCCGCGCUCAGCCCACCCACCGCAGCCGAGGAGUAAUAGCGACUCUCGCCGCCUCGACUUUCCUUCCUCGCAUUUGAGUCUGGGACCUGGCCCCGGGGCUGCACGGCGCACACACACACACACACACACAGAGACGCGCGCGCACCAUGGCAGCUACCCACAGCGAGUACCGAGGCUACCUGCGGAACACCGUCGACAUCGAGGCCGGGCACGGGCAGCAGCAGCAGCAGCAGCACCGCUUCCACCCGGUGCAGAGCUCGGAGCCCACGUACCGGCCGCUCCUGUUCGGGACCCUCGCCGUUAUGGGAUUGCUCCAGGUGGCCUCCAGCGUGGCGAUCCUACUACACCUGACGGGAUAUCUACAAGAGGUAGAUCUGUCCUCGGCACCACAUCGGCCAAUUGAGGAGGUCCAGACGGAGCCGGUGCUCAACGCUCUGAGGGACACGGGGAAAAAGGGACGCUGCAAAAAUCCAAAGGAGAGUCUGCCGUCGGCUCACCUGCCCGUCAGGACGUACCAGGAGUACUCCAAGAAGGGCGAGCAGGCCAUCACCAUCGACUGGGACGAGGAGCACGGAUACUGCCACAGGAUGCGCUACCAGAAGGGCAAGCUGCUGGUGACGGAGUUGGGCUUCUACUACGUCUACGCCAAGACCUGCUUCCGCUACUACAAGUACGAGCCGGAGGACAGCAGCCAGCCGGCGGACCCGGCGGUGGACGUCCGGAACACGCAGCUCAUCCAGUACGUGUUCCGCGAGAGCAUCAAGCAGAACGGCAAGGCCGUCAAGCUGAUGAAGACGGGCAGCACCGUGCGCCUGAACAGCACCAGCUACAACAUGUACUGCGCGCAGCAGGGCCGCGGCGUGCGGCUGGAGAAGGGCGACACCUUGUUCGUCAACGUGUCCAACGCCUGGAUGCUGGACCUGGACGGGGAAGGGACGUAUUUCGGGGCCAUAAAGUUGGGUAACUGAAAUUUAGAGGGGGGGGGGGGGGGGGGGG